AUGCCCCAAACAACCGAAAUCAAACUCAAAAUCCUCAUAGCAGGCCUAUCCCAAUUCUCAAAUAACGAAAAUGACUUCCUUCCCACCCCUGAUUACAACAGACUUGCAAAAGACCUCGGAUUGCCUAACUAUGCUUCUGCGAAAGGGGUAUGGGGAAGAUUAAGACAUGAACUAAAAAGAGCAGGACGUGGGGACCUCAAGAUUCGCAAUGUGCCAGCAAGACCAAGAUCUCCGGUACGGAGACGACAGACGGGUGAACCAAUCGUGGUUGAAGAUGAUCGUGAGACUUCUCUUACGAAACGGGUUGUCAGACGGGCUCCGAGAAGAGGAAUCGAUAAGGCGGAAAAAGAAAUUGUUGGUGCAGAAUCGGAUGGAGAGGUUAUCAAGUCGGAGUUUGAUUCUAUGGAUUGUGAAGUCUAG
Sclerotinia sclerotiorum 1980 UF-70 is the source of this 420-nucleotide messenger RNA. RefSeq lists its product with no specific name. Bases 1 to 420 code for a protein of 139 amino acids. The record is from RefSeq and is a predicted model, not a curated record. The transcript has a single exon. NCBI's taxonomy places the organism in Eukaryota, Fungi, Ascomycota, Leotiomycetes, Helotiales, Sclerotiniaceae.